AUGCCGGUGAUGCGGGGUCUGAUUGCGCCUCAGAACACCUUUUUGGAUACCAUCGCCACUCGGUUCGAUGGCACACACAGUAACUUCGUUCUCGGAAAUGCACAGGUCCAAUCUGUCUAUCCAAUUGUCUACUGCUCCGAUGGUUUCUGCGAGCUGACCGGCUUUGCCCGUGGUGAGCUGAUGCAAAAGAGCUGCAUGUGUCACUUCCUGUACGGCAGCGAGACCAGCGACCUCAUCACCUCACAGAUGCAAAAGGCUCUGGAUGAGCGGCGGGAGUUCAAGACAGAGAUUGUUCUGUACAAGAAGAGCGGAUCCAAGUUCUGGUGUCUGCUGGACAUCGUUCCAAUCAAGAAUGAGAAGAGCGAGGUGGUUUUGUUCCUGGUCUCGCAUAAGGAUAUCACACAGAAUAAGGACCUGGACCAUGGAAAUGAUUCUGAUCCAGAUGAGGAAAUGGGCCUUGAGAUCCGUCACGUCAGCCGUCCUCCAGGGUGCAACAUGGAGCGCCGGCGGAGUCGAGCUGUCCUCUAUCAGCUGUCUGGACAUCUUCAGAAACAGGACAAGACCAAGAGCAAACUGAAGAUCAACAAUAGCGUUCUUGGGGCCAAUGCUAACCCGAUUCCGGAGUAUAAGGUGGCUGACAUCCAAAAGUCGCGCUUCAUCCUGCUUCACUAUGGUGCAUUCAAGGCUGGCUGGGACUGGCUCAUCCUUCUGGCCACAUUCUAUGUAGCCGUCACUGUUCCCUACAACGUCUGUUUCACUGCCGUAGAGAUACGAGAGGAUGGUGUCUCAGCAGCCAGGAACCCUCCAAGUGUCAGCGACAUCCUGGUGGAGAUACUUUUCAUCAUUGAUAUCGUCCUAAAUUUCAGAACGACCUAUGUUAGCACGUCUGGUCAGGUGGUGUACGAUCCCCGCUCCAUUUGCAUUCAUUACGUCACCUCCUGGCUGUUUGUGGAUCUGAUCGCAGCUUUGCCCUUUGACCUUCUCUACGCCUUCAACAUCAGUGUGAAAUUUGGGGUUCACCUGCUGAAGACUGUACGUCUUCUUCGGCUUCUUCGCCUUCUGCAAAAGCUGGACCGUUACUCUCAAUACAGUGCUGUGGUCCUGACCCUGCUCAUGUCUACGUUCGCCCUCCUGGCCCACUGGAUGGCCUGUGUCUGGUACUUCAUCGGGAGAAGCGAGAUUGAGAGUAACAACCCCGCCUCCUGGGACGUAGGCUGGCUCCAUGAACUGGCCAAACGUUUGGGGACUCCUUAUUUCCUGACUCCUCUCACCUCCCUGUUGGGACUGUCAGAUUCACCUCAGGAUACGGUGAAAGCAGCCAACUCCAGCCACUGGAACACUUCAGGGUUGGAGGAUCUGAAUGAGACCGGUGUGGGGGGUCCAGCCCUGUGGAACGGAACCAGGACCAGGGUGAGGCAGCUGAAUGGCUCAGGGAUGAUGCUGAGUGGGGGGCCGUCGGUAAGGAGCUCCUAUGUCACGUCGCUGUACUUCGCUCUGAGCAGCCUCACCAGCGUGGGCUUUGGGAACGUCUCAGCCAACACAGACUCUGAGAAGAUCUUCUCUAUUUGCACCAUGCUGAUUGGAGCCUUAAUGCAUGCUGUGGUUUUUGGGAACGUGACCGCCAUCAUUCAGAGGAUGUACUCCCGCCGUUCUCUCUACCACACCCGCACCAAGGACUUAAAGGACUUCAUCCGUGUGCAUCGGCUCCCAAAAGCCCUGGAGCAGCGUAUGAUGGAGUGCUUCCAGACCACCUGGUCCGUCAACAAUGGCAUAGAUGUCAGCGAGCUGCUGAGGGAUUUCCCAGAUGAGCUACGAGCCGACAUAGCUAUGCACCUGAAUGAAGAGCUGCUGCAGCUGCCCCUGUUUGAAUCAGCCAGCAGGGGGUGUCUACGUUCCCUUUCACUCAUCAUCAAGACCUCCUUUUGUGCUCCAGGAGAGUUCCUCAUCCGCCAGGGCGACGCCCUCCAGGCGAUAUACUUCGUCUGUUCAGGAUCUAUGGAGGUUCUGAAGGAUCACACGGUUCUGGCCAUUCUGGGUCGGGGUGACUUGAUUGGCUCCGACUGCCUUACCCAGGAGGAGGUGAUCAAAACCAAUGCUUGUGUAAAGGCCCUCACCUACUGCGACCUGCAGUACAUCAGCCUCAAAGGGCUCCGCGAGGUGCUCAGCCUCUACCCCGACUACGCCCAGAAAUUCCUCACUGAGAUCCAGCACGACCUGACGUACAACUUGCGCGAGGGACACACCACUGAGGCGGACUGUGAGAGCAAUGGAGGCUUUGUGAAAAAACUUCCCUCCAUCAAGGAGGAUGAAGAAGGCUCUGGAUCUGAAGGGGAACACUCUCCUCUCCCCAAGAUGUCUUCCUUGGGAAGGUUGGGCCGAGGUCUGCGUUCCCCCCUGCGCUCUCCACUUCGCUCCCCGCUGCUGCCACCAAGACCUUUCAGACCAAUAAGUGAGCCCAUUCGACCCUCCAGCCUGCAGAUCCCUGUGGUGAGCUUCAGGUGCCCACAGCCGGACCUCAGCCCUCGGUUUGUCGAUGGUACCGAGACUGAAAACCAGACCAGCUCUGCUCAGAGGUUUGACUUUACUCCCAGUGCAACACAGAGUUUUUUACCCAGCCCUGCUUCAGCCACCUCAGGGCCCCUGGAUGGAGGUGACACCAUGCAGACUAUUGAAAAGCUAAAAAAUGAGAUGUGCAUCCUCUCCCGCCAGGUGACAGCUGUGAGUCAGGAGCUGCAGGAAAUGACCCGCCUCCUCAAACCUUUCCUUCAAAAUUCUUCCACGCUGCUGAUGCCCUGCGCUGUGACUCCCCCUCCCAGCGUGUCCCCUCGCUGUUGGUUGUCAGGCCCUACCACUUCAACCCCAGUAGAUCCUCUGGACAGCCAAAACACUCCUUCCGUCCUGGUCCCUGACCAGCACUCACCUCAGCUGAGUGCAAGCCCUCCAUUUCAGGAGCAGUUCGAUUCCCUCCAUUGUUCUCCAAACAUCUCCCCUCCACUUGAUCUUACCCCCGUCUCCCAGCAGGUCAGCCCCCCUUCCCCGCUCUCUCAUCGCUCAGCUCCACCUUCGCUCAACAGCUCUCCUCAUGAGCACACAGCUGUAACACACCCCUGCCCCUCUUCCUCUAUCCCUUCCCUUUCUCCAUCAGGCCAUACAUCUUUUAUCACCCCCCUCCUAGUAGAUUUAUCAGAACCCAUCUCUGACUCACAGACUCUGCCCCAUUCCCACCCCCCAGCGUCAUCCCACUGCUGUCCGCAGUCACAUUUCCAGCCCUUUCUUCAAACCUCCAGCAUGGAAACAAAUCCCCGAAGUCCCCUGCUGAACCUGCAGGACGUGCAGCUCAGCUUCGUCGAUGAAGGACAACCAUCGGUGUAAACAGACUUUAGUGACACUAACGCCACAAACUGCAUGAAGAACAAACCGCCCAAAAUUUGGCCUGUUACAGUGUAAAUACAUUUUUAGACCCUUCUCAUAAACACUCUGUAAAAUGGGUUAAUAAACUUGAAAAACUGU
Molecule: messenger RNA, 3510 nt
Organism: Cyprinodon tularosa
Lineage: Eukaryota; Metazoa; Chordata; Actinopteri; Cyprinodontiformes; Cyprinodontidae
Product: potassium voltage-gated channel subfamily H member 8-like
Exons: 15
Coding region: 1-3372 (1123 amino acids)
Biological process (GO): regulation of membrane potential; potassium ion transmembrane transport
Cellular component (GO): membrane
Molecular function (GO): voltage-gated potassium channel activity
Source: RefSeq, a predicted model, not a curated record